ACUCUCAAAUAGCAAGUUUUCAAUUCCUCUCUUAAUUUUCAUCACGAAAUUUCUCUGACGAAACUUCAGCUCCUCAAACAACCCCAUCGUUUGUCAAGUUUCAAAUCUCGAAUUCCUGACCCAUUUUGAGAGAUAUCACAUGGCCGAAGGACUCCGGCACCAAAACAAGCAACCCGUCAUCUCCGGCGGCCGACCUCACAUCGAAUCCGACGAUCUCCUUAUCGACAUUCUCUCAAGACUCCCAGUCAAAACCCUAGUUCGAUUCCGCUGCGUCUGCAAGUCAUGGCGGGCUUUGAUCUCCGAUUCUCACUUGGUCACGACCCACCUCCGCCGCUCUAACCGCCGCAGGCUGCUUUUCUCACUCGCGCCUUACCAAUCUAUUGACAUCAGAGUGCUAAACGACGUCGUUUGCCACUACUUAAUCAGUAAGCAUUUCCGACCUGUUGUGCUACCUGUAUAUAUUGGAGCUUUGAAAAUUGUGGGUUCUUGCAAUGGACUGGUUUGUUUAUUGGGAAAUUCGGAGUUGAUUGUCGUGUGGAACCCUAGUACUAGACAUGCCAGGUUGUUGACAGUGCCCAAUGAGUUUCGUUUCGGUAGCAUAAGGUUUUAUGGGUUUGGUUAUGAUUCCACCAUUGAUGACUAUAAGGUUGUAGUUGGCCACACAAGUAUGAAAAAUGGUACUCGUACAACCACAGUUGUGAUUGUUCAGCUCAAAACCGAGUCUUGGAGGACUUUUGAUUGCGUCGAUUAUGUUCAUUUGCUUGGGCAAGGGUGCUUGGUGAAUGGUGCUUUACAUUGGGUUGAGAUGGCAUGGAAAGAGGUGUUGAUGAUUCAGCCUGUGCUUCAUGCAAGGAUCAUGUCUUUUGAUUUAGCAGAGGAGACAUUUCGGGAGUUUAUUCCGUUGUCAUAUCUUAGUCGGGAUGAAAGGCUUAUCUCUGCUCGGGUUGGAAUUGCUGAAGAUAGUCUCUUUGUAUAUUUGUUUACAGAUAGUGGAAUUACAAUGUGGGUGAUGAAAGAAUAUAGGGUUAAUGGGACUUGGACGAAAGAGACGCAAAUUCCUACAAAGACACCUCACCUUCCUCAAAAAUUCUGUUACUGUAAUCCUAUAUGCAUUUUAGAGAAUGGUGAAGUUUUGAUAAAUUCUGGUGACUUGAUGCUGUAUAAUCCAAAUGGAGGGGGAAAUAGGAAUGUUCUCGGCACUCCUGCGGAUUUGGCCCCUGAACCAGUUAUGUACCUGGAGAGUUUAGUUUCGCCAUUUAAGGAAGAUAACUGAAAUUCAUCCUUGUUCUUGUAGGUUUGUGUCGUAGAUAGAAGAAAAAUGAGCUAAAAUGUGCAAAUAAGGAUUGAAAGGCGAUUGCAAUCCCAAGUGUCAGAAUAUGCCUCUACAGAACAGCUAACUUCACCAAAUUACUAGGAAUUACUCGGAUAAAAUCAGAAUAUGAGCCUUAUAUCAUUGAAAACCUACACAUGUCUACUUUCUGUAGAAGUUUACGGAUCUCAAUUCGAUACUUAUGGAGUGAGUUAUGAUCAUUUGAAUGAAGAUAGGUCAGAUCAGAAAAUCUGCUCGGAUUUGCAAGCAUUUGAAAGUUCCAUGGCACAAGACCGUCAACCCUAAAACUUCAAGGACAACAAUGCAGAUGAGGAUUCAAGGAGUACAUGUAUUUCUAGUU
This is a messenger RNA of Fragaria vesca subsp. vesca, 1670 nucleotides long. RefSeq names its product F-box/kelch-repeat protein At3g06240-like. The coding region runs from base 140 to 1273 and encodes 377 amino acids. The transcript has 2 exons. The record is from RefSeq and is a predicted model, not a curated record. NCBI's taxonomy places the organism in Eukaryota, Viridiplantae, Streptophyta, Magnoliopsida, Rosales, Rosaceae. Gene Ontology annotation, molecular function: protein binding.